GUAUCUUUGCCUGUGCAGGACAAUAUGAAUAACUGCAGGUACCCGGUGGAAGCUAAAGCCGUUGGACUUAUACAGCAGGGAAGACAAAAGAUCUAUAUGUUUUCUAUUCUCUGGUCUGACCGCAACAACAUUCUCAUAUAUAGAACAUUUGACGCAUUCAAGAAUCUUAUGAAAGAACUUAAAAGAAAGUUUCCCCUGGAAGCUGGACUUGUAAGGAAAUCUGAACGUAUUCUACCCAUACUGAAAGAUGUCCCUCUGCUAUUUCGUAGUAGCAAGGCCUCAAGUCGUGACAUGGAGCGACUUCAUCUUCUAGAGAAUUACACGCAAAAUCUGCUGCAAACAGACCCUAAGAUCUCACAGUGUGAAGAAAUCAUCCAGUUUUUCUCUCCAACUAACCAGGACCUCACACAUUCAUUUCCUGAGAACAGCCUGGUGGUGAUGCCUUCAGAAAACAGGGAAAGUCAGGAAGCGGUGAGCAAUAAAAAACAAUCAAGUCAGCCUAUCACCCAACCAGUGAUCUCACAGAGCUAUAUGAGUAUCCAAAGCUUUGAAACCAAAGACACGAAGAACAGACCUUUCAAAGUCAACAGGAAUGAAUGCAUUGAUGUGCUCAUAAAGGACAUCUCUGGUUGGUGGCUGGUGGAGAAUGAAGAAAAGCACUUAGCUUGGUUUCCUGCCCCUUAUUUGGUAAAUUGUGAAAUCACAGAUACGAAAACUUCAAAGGAAGAAUCCUUAGAUGAAGGGAAAACUUACUUUGCAAAGAAAGCAUAUGAGGCUCAGUACCCUGACGAGUUGUCUCUUAAUAUUGGAGUGAUUGUAGAAGUGAUAGAGAAAUCCAACACUGGCUGGUGGCACAUCUGGUAUAAUGGGAAAUCUGGUUAUGUUCCAGCCAUGUUUCUAGAGCCGUACAAAAAUCCUCACCUGAAGCUUCAUGUCCCUUUUGUCCAAGAAAAGUUCAACUCAACGCCCAACCUGGCCAAUGAGCCGAGAAGUUCAGAUCAUAACAAUAAGCUGGAUAACAGUACAAAUCCAGGAAGGAGCGAGCAAGGGAUCUGUAAGAUGCAACUGGACAGGAAAAGAUCACGCUCCUUAAGUGGUAUGGCAGGUACAAUAGAUUAUUUGAUAAGGGAUACGGUUAUGCUACAGAGAGACAACUCCUCCAGAAGCUUUUCUGCAUGGGAUAAUAAAGCCAAUCAGAUCAACCAACCAACACCAUCACCAAUCAGAGUUCAGAUGAACAAAACUCAGCCAUUAUUUGAGAACUCUUGUAAUAUGUUUAUAAAAGAAGCAGAAGCUAAUCCAAUGAAGAAUUCUGGGUUUGAAGAACCUUUUUUACGUAGUGUUUCUAAACCACUGACUUUGUCACCUUUUGAUAAAUCCAGCUCCUUCCUCCCAAUCAUUCCUCCAAGGCCUACAAGCCAGGAAAUAUGUAGCAGGUGCACAACAAUAACUAGAAAGGCUGUAGAAAAUACAUGUCCACAUCCUAAUAUGUAAUAUAAAAACACCUAUAUAUUGUAUCAGCUCUGCCAGCAAUAUUGAGAACAGAGCAAAGAGAACCACUCAACUGAGGACGUCCCAGGGUCUUUUGCAAACACAAAAAAAUAUAUUUAUAUAAUUGAUACUUUUAAGUUUUAUAAUAUAUUGAUGUGAAAAAUAUAGAAUAACCUUAAAGGGACACUAAACCCAAA
This is a messenger RNA of Bombina bombina (fire-bellied toad), 1688 nucleotides long. RefSeq names its product NADPH oxidase organizer 1. Gene Ontology annotation, molecular function: superoxide-generating NADPH oxidase activator activity; protein binding; phosphatidylinositol binding. The record is from RefSeq and is a predicted model, not a curated record. Bases 25 to 1494 code for a protein of 489 amino acids. Gene Ontology annotation, biological process: superoxide anion generation. Lineage: Eukaryota; Metazoa; Chordata; Amphibia; Anura; Bombinatoridae. The transcript is spliced from 8 exons.